Closterium sp. Yama58-4 is the source of this 380-nucleotide messenger RNA. The record is from the annotation of a GenBank genome assembly. NCBI's taxonomy places the organism in Eukaryota, Viridiplantae, Streptophyta, Zygnematophyceae, Desmidiales, Closteriaceae.
AUGGCGGCGAGCCGGGAGAGAAGCGCGCUGCCGGACCCCGCGGCCGAGGCGACGGAUUCGGACUCGCCGCGAACAGCCGAGGAGAUCGGCGGGAGCGGUGCGCCGCCCGGCGUCGGCGCAGCUGUCGACGCGCGCCUGCUGAGAAGCUUCGACGGGCUCGCGCGCGACCUGAACCACGCGAUUCGCGCGGCCGCGACGCUGUCGCAGCAGCACGACGCAAUCGCCACGUGCCUGCUCGUCGCCAACGCGCUGUGCGACUGGCCGGAGAGCGACGAUCCGCGGCCGCGGGAAGCGUUCGGCUUCCGCGUGCUGCGCAGCAUGCCGUGCGCCGCCGAGUCGCUGCUGCUGCGAGGCAAGCCAUGUUUUGCGGAUGAUGGAGG